Eruca vesicaria subsp. sativa (arugula) is the source of this 916-nucleotide messenger RNA. Lineage: Eukaryota; Viridiplantae; Streptophyta; Magnoliopsida; Brassicales; Brassicaceae. The record is from the annotation of a GenBank genome assembly.
UGAUUUUUGAAUUUGUUUUUUUUAUUAGAGGUGGUGGAGAAUUAAAAGCUAUGUUCUGAAGGGUGUCUUUAUUAAUACCAGAGCCAGUCUUGCUUCUUAGCUAAUUGUCAAGUUGUUUUCUUUCUUAGUUACUUGACAUCUAAGUAACAAAGGAGAUGAAUAGUGGUUCUUGUUCUUCUUUAAUGGAGGUGGGUUAUGAUCAUCAUCAUCAUGGUCAUGAGGAGCUUCAUGUUUUGGCCGUGGAUGAUAAUCUUAUUGACCGUAAACUUGUAGAGAAGUUGCUCAAGAUCUCCUCUUGCAAAGUUACAACAGCAGAGAAUGCGAUUAGAGCAUUGGAGUAUUUGGGUUUAGGAGAUCAAAAUCAGCAUAUUGAUGCACUAACCAAUAAUAAUUUGAAGGUGAAUCUAAUCAUCACAGACUAUUGCAUGCCAGGGAUGACAGGCUUCGAGUUACUCAAGAAAGUGAAGCAGGAGUCAUCAAAUCUGAAAGAGGUCCCUGUCGUGAUAAUGUCUUCAGAGAACAUUCCUACCCGCAUCAACAAAUGUUUAGCUAGUGGAGCUCAAAUGUUUAUGCAGAAGCCUCUGAAACUAUCGGAUGUUGAGAAACUUAAAUGUCAUCUCAUGAAGUGCAGAAGCUGACCAUGAGAGACUAUAAGUAGCCCUAACCAUAUUAUAACUAUUCCAUUAUUUGGUUCUUUAUUUGAUUAUGUUACAUGUUUUUUGUGUCUUCUGAAAAUCAAGUAAUGUUUUCAAAAUGUUUAUAGCAAUCAGCCAUCUUAAGCCCACACAAACACACACAAAAAAAACAAGUGUAAGGGAUAUAUAUAGAAAAUGAUUAUGGUUAUGAAGAUGGUGACUAUGUCUUCUCUCUUCAAACCCUAAGCAGCGAAUAAAUGGAUAACAAGAGAGGAAGAAGA